Molecule: messenger RNA, 1677 nt
Organism: Leptosia nina
Lineage: Eukaryota; Metazoa; Arthropoda; Insecta; Lepidoptera; Pieridae
Source: the annotation of a GenBank genome assembly
AUGGCGGAUGACGUACCGACAGUGAAUAUAGAUGACACCUCGUCACAGGCUACAUCAACGUAUGUGGUGAAUAGCAACAGGGAAUCGCUGAAUAGUCUACUGCACAAAACCAAAGACAACAAUGAAAACUGCAUACAGGUCUCCGCUGGGAAGUGCUCGAUGGAUACCCAAGACACCAAGGAGUCUAAGAAAAGGAGUUUUUGUUGUAAUUCAAUGAGCCAGACUGUGUGGGGGGUACUCCUAAUAGUGAUGUCCAUAAGUGGAUUUAUAUUUACCCCCAUGGACUUGAUGCUGUGGGAGAAACUCAAUAUGCGACCUGGUCUGCCCCCCUUCGAGUGGUGGUCCGAUCCCCCGGAUCAGGUGAGAAUGCGAAUUUACAUCUUCAACGUGACGAACCACGACAGGUUUUUGUCUGGACUGGACGAGAAGAUCAAUGUUCACGAAAUAGGACCUAUAACUUAUUUAGAGAAAUUAUUACAUUACAACAUCAGUUUUAAUGAGAACGGAACAAUGACGUACACAGCGCGGAGGUUUCUUAUUUAUUUGCGCGAAGAAAAUACAAUUGACUUAAAUGCUACUAUAACUGUACCGAAUUUGGCUUUAUUGGGUAUAGCUUCUAGGUUAUAUAACGCGAACUAUUUCGUUAGAACAGGAUUCACGAUACUGGUGAACUCACAGCCCACGGGAUUUUUCGUAAAUAAAACUAUUUACGAAUAUCUAUGGGAGAACAGAGAGAGUAUAUUGGACACUACUAAAACGGUAGCACCUUAUAUGGUCCCUACAACUAAUAUGGGAAUGUUAUACAGUAUAUACCGCGACUUUGCAGACGAAGUAACGGUAAAAAUAGGCCCAAAAUGGGGUCACCAUAAUUUCUUUAAAAUAGACAAAUAUGGGAGAAAAUUGCAAUUAAAAGGAUAUGAUUUAGAGAGUUGUCCUGAUACCCUAACAGGAUCCACAGAAGGUGUAAUGUACCAUCAGAAAUUAUCGAAGGAUGACGUUUUAAUGUACUUGCGAAAAUCCAUUUGCCGAGCGAUGCCUUUACACUUUGAUAAGGAGGUAGUUAUUGAUAACGUUCCCGUCUACAGAUACAAUCUAUCUGAAGCGGCGUUCGACAGGAUAACGAACGGUACAGAUUGUUAUGAUGCCUAUCCAUCGCUGCCCAAUGGGAUCAGCGAUACUUCCAGGUGUUAUGAUGGUUUACCGAUGGUUGCGUCAUAUCCUCACUUCUAUACAGGCUCUCCGCCAAGAGACACAUAUGUCACUGGACUAACACCAGACAAAGAGAAACACAAUUCCUAUGUACUUGUGGAACCAUUUACAGGGACACCAUUCAGAGCAUUAGCACGGAUGCAAUGUAAUAUGCAAGUGCAGGAUCUCUCAAGAUUUAGUAGACGAGAAUUCCACCGGUUCUCCAAUCUUAUAUUACCUCUGGCAUGGAUAGAAUAUAGCCAAGAAGGUCUGCCGUGGUAUAUACAAUACUUCGUUUACUUCACGGUUGUAGUUCUACCACCUCUAUUCACUGUAAUUUUCAUCAGUUUAUUGUUAUUGGGAUUUUAUUUAACCCUAAAACGAGUAUCAAGUAUUAAGAAUUUAUUUACAGUACAUCGAAAGAAUGAAAAAAUAUUAAACGAUACAAGCAAUUUUGAAAGUGAGAGAUUCCUGAAAAUAUCAUCGUGA